Molecule: messenger RNA, 909 nt
Organism: Kwoniella botswanensis
Lineage: Eukaryota; Fungi; Basidiomycota; Tremellomycetes; Tremellales; Cryptococcaceae
Exons: 5
Coding region: 1-909 (302 amino acids)
Biological process (GO): tRNA wobble uridine modification
Source: RefSeq, a predicted model, not a curated record
AUGGCCCUAGUGACGAUAUCCGGAUUUCCAUGUUCAGGCAAGACCACUCGAGCGAAACAGCUAAAAGAGUACUUUGAAUCUCGAAUAUCUUCACCAGAAUACGAUGGACCAGAGUUGACAGUGGUCAUAGUGGAUGAUGAUAUCUCGCAUGUCCCUAGAUCAAGCUAUGAUACCAGUGCACUGGAAAAACCAGCUCGAGCAAGUCUGUUUUCCAACGUCAGUCGGUCAUUAGGCUCAGAUACGAUCACGAUAGUAGACUCAGCGAAUUAUAUAAAAGGAUAUAGGUAUCAGAUGUAUUGUGCUGCUAGAGAAGCUAGAGUGAGGGUCGCUACGAUACACGUUGUAGCUCCUCCAGAUAAAUGUAGAGAAUGGCAUGGAAAAAGAGGUGAAUGCUCUUACAAGCCUGCAACUUUUGAUAACCUAAUCAUGAGAUACGAAGAACCCUCAUCAAUGGUGCGAUGGGAUUCACCGUUAUUUACUAUCCCAUGGGACGAACAGCCGCCGUUCGAAGAUAUUUGGAAUGCGAUAUUGAAAGGUGAUAAGAAGCCACCCCCGGCAGCUGUCUUACAGAGAAACAAACCCCCUCCCAACACUUUACAGACCCUAACGAAGACCACCCAAUUCAUCGUCACUUCCCUCUUAUCUCACAUAUCUUCUUUACCCGGUACAUCCACUUACCCCAUCCCCUCUCCGCCUGCUCCCCAACCCACAAACAAGGGACCUCUGGUCUUGCAUCUACCGUCGAGGAAGUUGACGUUGUCUGAGAUGCAGAGGUUGAAGAGGCAGUUUGAAGGUGUUCAAGUGAAAGCUCAGCAGAGUGGUGGAUUGGCUGCAUCAGGUAAUUGGACUGAAGAAGAGGUCGCGGUGGGAUUUGUAAGGUUCCUAGAGGAGAUUUGGGAUACUGCAUAA